Parnassius apollo (apollo) is the source of this 408-nucleotide messenger RNA. The record is from the annotation of a GenBank genome assembly. NCBI's taxonomy places the organism in Eukaryota, Metazoa, Arthropoda, Insecta, Lepidoptera, Papilionidae.
AUGGAGCCAACAGUACCUAACAGCGUACCUAAACUUCCACCAUUCACAAAUACAUUAACAAAACACAAACUAGAAGCUGAAACGAUGUCAAAAUUGAAUGCAGACGGUGAUUAUGAUAUUUGCUAUCCAGGCCGACCAAUCCCACAUCGAAUAGACUCUAGAUCACAUCAAUACUGUGGCGGACGCAUACCAAUGGACAAACCUUGUAUUACCUGUAAUAAAUCAAAUGUAUUGACAAUGCAACUCUUAAAAGCUGACCAAGCACCGGAAAAACCUGGAUUUGAUUCCUUUGAGAUAAACCCAUCGAAUAUUAUAGCACAGGAAGAGUCUCAAGAUUAUAGAAGUUUUGAUAAAGAUAAUACUUUUUCUGUGACACCAACACUACUCCUAGAUGACGAGGAUAUUUAG